AUGUUUGGAGGCACAAUGAUCAAAGGAAAUCAACCAACAACAACAGUAGGUUUAACAUCACAUAUAACAACAAAACUUGCUGAAAAUCUUCACAUUGAUGAAACAGCAACAGGUGAUGGAGAUUGGGCUGAUGAUAAAGAAACAACUGGUGGAAGUAGUGGAGCUGGUGAUGGGAGUGUAGUAGCAAGUAAAUCUUAUGGAUGGAAAAUCAUCGUAUGA
Molecule: messenger RNA, 219 nt
Organism: Rotaria sp. Silwood1
Lineage: Eukaryota; Metazoa; Rotifera; Eurotatoria; Philodinida; Philodinidae
Source: the annotation of a GenBank genome assembly